AUGUGUGCGCUCGGGUUUGGUGUAAAGACAGAACCAAACGAAGGAGUGAACCGUGUGAAACGAAAACUUAUUUUCCAGCGCUCGACGGCACCGAAUGUGGCCGUAGCAAGGAAAAAUAAUCCGGAUGUGAGCAAACGGAUGAAAGCCAUGGGCAUAAAGUCUACUCACGACCUGCUCGAUUAUUACUGGAGGUCACUGUUUGGACUUAUUGACAAGGCACGCCCAGGAACAAAAAAGAUCGUCUGGCAGGAAGUGCUCGAUUUGAACGUCAAUGCCUCGGAUGCCAUCGCUCAUGUCUGGAAAGGGAAACAGAAUGGCUAG
Messenger RNA from Ostertagia ostertagi, 321 nucleotides. The record is from the annotation of a GenBank genome assembly. Lineage: Eukaryota; Metazoa; Nematoda; Chromadorea; Rhabditida; Trichostrongylidae.